This is a messenger RNA of Aphis gossypii (cotton aphid), 5317 nucleotides long. RefSeq names its product O-phosphoseryl-tRNA(Sec) selenium transferase. Gene Ontology annotation, biological process: selenocysteine incorporation; conversion of seryl-tRNAsec to selenocys-tRNAsec. Lineage: Eukaryota; Metazoa; Arthropoda; Insecta; Hemiptera; Aphididae. Bases 1113 to 2696 code for a protein of 527 amino acids. The record is from RefSeq and is a predicted model, not a curated record. The transcript is spliced from 9 exons. Gene Ontology annotation, molecular function: O-phosphoseryl-tRNA(Sec) selenium transferase activity; tRNA binding.
UGAUUACUGAUUAGCGAACCUCGGAGACCGGAUCACAUAAUCUUGUGUAAUAUUAUUGUAUAAUCACAAAACGUAUUUCGGGGCUAUAAUAAGUAUAAUAUCCAAAGACCUUAUACCGCAUUUUUGUUACUCACUUGGUCACUAUAUUAUGCCUUUAUUCGGACUACUCGGGAGUAAUUUUGUGUACUAAUGUCUAUGAUGAUUAUAUUAUGAGCAAUUUUUAUUAGUUAUUACUAUGCACUAAGAAAUAGUAAUAAUUAUUUUUUUAAGUCCGUGUCAAUUUAUAAUGUUGACAUGUUGUCGAUUAUGGUAAACCAUGGGAAUAAAGGAGUGGCCCAAGCCAUGAAGAAGAAAUUAUGGCUUAGAUCAUACAGCAUUUUUAAAAGUUAUAAUCUAAGGCCUACAGUGUGUAUAGCUGAUAUUUGUUCCAAAACGUAUUUGUUCCACUCUUGGUUAUAUCAUAAAAGAUAGAACGACAUAAUAAAUUAUUAUAUUAUUGUAUCUAUAAUGUUCUCGUUUCCAAAAAUCGUCUUACAAUUAUUAUUACUCGAUCCAAAAAAAUAUUUGUACCAAUAUCACUGUUCAUAUUCUAUUUUUAACGUUUAUGGAACAUAAGACCAUUGGAACAAAUGUUUCGUGGAACAAUAGGAUGCUACAUUACAAAAAUGUAAAACGCUUCGGCUACGUUUUGUCGAUUGUGAGAUAUAUCAAACAGGAGUUUAUCUUUUGAUAUCAUCGAUUUGUGUUUGUUUGAUAAUAAUAAAUAAUUCUUGUGCUACUACUAGCAAGCUACCUAACUACCUUCAUCGGUCUACUUCAUCAUCAGCGUUCAGCAGCUAUAGACUGAGUAAGCUGCCUAGGCAAGCCACAAACAUAACUUUAUAAUACAAAGUAUACAUGUUUUCGGAAAGUUAAACAAUGUUAUAAAUGUAUUAGUAUUACAUUAAAUCAAAUUAAAUUUGAACAUGGCAAUUUUGGAUAUGAUAUAAGUAAAAUUGGAGAAUUCAAUAAGUAACCGUUUUUGGAAUAACAAAAUAUAUUUUAACCUCGAUACUCAUUUCUAGUGUUUGUACUUUAUUAUGUGAAUUAUACAAAUAAUAACUAUAGUCAAAAUGAAUAGUCAAAAUUUUACAUUAGCUGAAAAUCUCAUACCUUCUUCAUAUGUCCAGCAAGCAGCUAGUGCUUUGAGAACAAGAGAGAACUUGGCUAAGACGCUGAUGGAACAAAGAAAAUGGCCAGAUAAUGGUUGGGACGAUGCAACAAUUGAAAUGUUUCUAUCAAAUUUAGCACUUAUGGACAGUAAUAAUUUUAAAGAACAUGCUGGUGUUGGUGAACGAGAAGGACGCAUAGCUUGCAAUUUAGUUGCAAAACGACAUUUUCUUAUGACUCAUGGUAUUGGCAGGUCAGAAAAUAUUGCUGAAGUUCAACCCAAUGCCACAGGAUCUAGUUUAAUGAUAAAAUUGGUCAAUGCUAUGCUCUUAGAGUCUAUUCGUUUUAUGGGAGUAGCAAGUGCGACUGGUUGUUUUAUGGUUCCGAUGGCUACUGGAAUGAGUUUGAUGUUAUGCAUGUUAACUUUAAAACAAGAUCGGCCUGGAGCCAAGUUUGUAUUAUGGUCCAGAAUAGAUCAAAAAUCAUGUUUCAAGUGCAUCAUUACUGCUGGUCUGCAACCAAUAAUCAUUGACCCCAUACAAUGUGGUGAUGAGUUACAUACAGAUGUAUCAGCAAUUGAAGCACAGUUAUCAACACUCGGGUCAGAUAAUAUAGUGUGUGUCCUUAGCACAACUAGUUGUUUUGCCCCAAGAGUAUCAGAUUCACUUGAAAAGGUUGCUUGUCUUUGUCAAAAAUAUAAUGUACCGCAUUUAGUCAAUAAUGCGUAUGGUUUACAAUCUACCAGACUGAUGCACUCAAUUCAAGAUGCUUCUAGAAAAGGGAGGAUUGAUGUUUUUGUUCAAAGCACUGAUAAAAACUUUUUAGUUCCUGUUGGUGGUGCUAUUAUUGCUGGAUUUGACAAAACUAUUUUAGAUAAAAUUACUAGAAAUUAUCCAGGAAGAGCAUCUUGUAGUCCUGUUAUGGAUAUCUUUAUAACAUUACUGUCUUUGGGAACUAAUGGUUAUAAAGAAUUGAUUACACAACGUAAAGAGGUACACCAGCAUUUACGGAAAGAACUUGGAAAGAUUGCAGCAAAAUAUGGUGAACGUUUAUUGGAUAUACAAAAUAAUCCUAUUUCUAUAGCUAUGACAUUGACAUCAUUAAGUGUUUCAAAUGGAACUGAAACUGAUACAAAAAAAUUUAGUCAGCUAAGCUCCAUGAUGUAUAUGCGCCAUGUUACAGGUUGUAGAGUUAUAUCAUCAGUUGAAGUCAAAGAUGUCUGUGGUUAUAAAUUUGAUGGUUGGGGGGCACAUAAAUCCAACUACCCUUGUCCAUAUAUUACUGCUGGUGCCUCAAUAGGUGUUAAAAAGUCUGACGUUGAUUUGUUUAUACAAAAAUUGGAUAAAGUUAUUGCUAGAUUAAGAAAAACGCCUCCAUCCAAUCUGGAAACUCCAUCAUCAUCUGAAGGUAAUGAUAAUGCAUCAAUGCGACGAACAGCAACAGUUGCGUCUAGCUAUCGAAGCACAGUAAAUGGAGUUUACUCUACAGGAGAUGGCAGUACAUCAACUUCACGCACGUCUAGUGUUGAUAAUUUACGUAAACAUUGAUAGUUAUGUUUACAUCCUAGACAUUAUUCCAACUACAUAUUAUAUAUGUUAAUGUUCUAUUUUAGUCAAUUUUUGCUUGUAGAGCAGAAAAGGGAUCUCUGGAGCAGUUAUAUUUUAAAAUAUUCAAUAUUGAAUCCUUAACUCUUAGUAGUUGGUUAUUUUAUACGGUUAAAAUUAUACUAUUAGAUGAUGCCUUUCACCAUGACGUGUUGGGCUUUUUAGUAAAUAUUGUAUCAAAUUAUGUUCAGAUGCCUAUAGACUGAAUGACUCAAUAAUUCUAUUCAUUUAUAAUGAAAAGGAAAGCUUAAGUUUUAAAUGUAAUUAAGAUAUUAUUUUUAAAAAAACUAAAAAAUCUAGUCAUAGUAAAAUGGGUAAAAAAUUAAUGUUCCUCAUAAAUUGUGUGAGCUAGGAGAAAUUUUUUCCCUUAAAUGAGUAUUAUGAUUUCUUAUAAAUCUGGAUGAUUAGUUAUUUGUACACAUAACUAUUCAAUAAAAAUGUAUCAUCUUAAAAAUACCUUAUAAUAUAAUAUCAUUGAAUAUUUAUUAUUAUCAUAGAUAAAUUAUGUUUAUUUGGUAUGGGAUAAAUACAUAUUGAAUUAAUAUUCAAAAAGAUAUUUAUACUUGUUCUACUUAAGUACAUUUUUUCUCAAAUUGUAUUUUAUAUAAAAUUUGACUAAGAAGUAUUUUUAUUUUUAAGAUCAAUUAUUUUCAUUCACAUAAUAAACUGAAAGAUAAUACUAAAAUCUAAUAGGUGCUAGUUGUUGUUUUAAUUAAAUUUUGUUUUUUUACUCAUAUAAACACUAAGGCACAGUAAAUUAAAAAUUUAAAUAUAUUUACUACAUACAACAGAAAUAGAUUUUUGUAUUUUUUAGAUUGAAUUAUCUUUGUAUAAUUUAAAUUGAGGUACUAUGGUUAUUAAAAUUAAGUGCAAUAAAACACUAUUCAGAGUAAUAAUGAUUUUAACUUUGAAGCUUAACUUAAUUAGUCAUUGUACUCUUGAAUAAAUUUAUUCCAGAAAUCCCUUAAAAGUAAUAAUACACUACUUGAGUAUUUUGAAGAGCAAAAUUUAUAGUCCAUUUAUACAGUAAUGUCAAUGUGUUGUACAAAAAAAUUAAACAUUAAUAUUUAAUAUAAAUUAAAGGUGCUUUUAUGUUUUUUAGUGUAAUAAGAACAAUUUUAGGCAAGUUCCCUUUUUUAAAUUUUUGUUAAUCACAUUGCUCAAUAUUACUAGUUAUACAUAUUCUAGUCUGAUGCUUUAUUUCUGAUAAUGUUUUAAUAUUUCAGCUAACAUUUGAGUUUGGCGAGUACUUAUUGAUAUAAUUAAGGUUGUAAAAUAUCUAUUACCUAUUUAUUUUACUUAGAUUUAAUGUAGUUAGUUAAAUAUUGAGGUACAAAAUGGAUUAGUAAUAUUAAUUAUAAUUUAAUAUAAAAGGAAUUAACGCCUUGAAUAAUGCUAUAUUAAUACUUAAUUAUUAUUAUUUCCAUAAUAGUUGUAUUGGAAACUUAUAAGUUAUUUACUAUCAAUAUUAUUUUUUAAAUGUUGUUCUCAAUUGCAUUGAUUAGGUUAUUCAUCUUCUAAUCAUUAUCUGGUUUUUUUAUUAUGAUUUUGAAUAGGUAAUUAAAACCUUAAUAAUAACUGAAUUAAAAAAGACUUCUAAAUACUCUGCUUUUAAAGGAUAUUGACGAUAUUGUUUUAUAUUAAGUGUCUGACAUCUUGUAAUAAAUUAAUUGAUUUUAUUUAAUAUACUUAGUGAAUUGAUAAAAACUUAAAAUGUAAAUCUUAACAUUUUAUUUCCUAAACUUAUAAUUUUUACAUUAUUUUGUAUUAUGAUGUAUUACUGAGUUUAUAGCAAAUUGUAAUAAACAUUUAAUAAGACAUGUUUAUAAUAAAAUAUUUUAAUGUUGUUAUGUUAGGUAAAAUAAGUUGUGAAAAUAUAUGAUAAACACAAAAGACUGUAAUAAUAAUAUUCUAUAUUUGAACUAUUUGGAAAUCCUAAUUACCAUAAAAUAAGUAAGUUAUUUUUAUUUUUAGUGGUAUUUUAUUUAGAUCAGACAUUUUCUCAAAUUGGUUUUAUUAUUUUACCUAAGUUGUUUUACUACUUAUUAUUUAUUUAUUUUUAAUUCAUCUACCAUUGUAUUAUUUUGAUAAAACUUAUUAUAUUAUUAUUAUUCUCAAUGUAUAAGUAAAUAGUACAUUUGAUGUGAAAUUUGUAGACAAAGAAAUAUUGAAAAAAAAAAAAGUUGAUUUAUCAAAAAAAAAAAUCAAUUCAAUUCUCACAAAAACUAUAUAAUUUAUUUAUGAGUCAGGUUAAUUUUCUUCCAGUUUCUUAUAAUUGUUGUUUUUAAUUAAUUAAUUUUGAACCUAGGUUCUUCAGAUAUAUAUAUAUUUUUUUUUUGUUUAUAAAUAACAAGUAAAAUCAUAAGAAUAUUUAUUUUAUAUUAUUUGUUUCAUAUAGAUUACAAUCCAUGUACAGGCCAUAUUUUUAUUAAAUAGUGAGAAAUAGUAAAAUCGUAGUCUCUGAAUAUUUACCUUGUAUACUAUUUAUCAUUCCUAUGCAUACUUAUUACUUAUCAACUAACCAGAAUAAUUUUUUAUAAUGUAAUAUACUUGUAUUUAUUUAU